AUGGCUGCUCCCGGCUCAUUUCCCGGGUCGGGAGCGGGGCUGCCGGGCGUGGGGCAAUUCCGUCUUGAUAUCGGCGUUGGAUUAGAUGGUUAUCCUGGUCUGGAUGAGGCGUAUCGACAGUCGCCGAAUGCUUCGUUUAGGCGGAUGCCGAUGCAGAGUCAUCAGCAUGGUGUAACUCAGGGUGCUCCUGCUUCUGCGCAGCCUGCUGGCGGAGGGCAGUUUGGUAUUCUGGCUCCCACGACGAUGCCUAGUGGUAUCGUGGAUGGUCAUUUGGACGGCACGCGGCAGGUUUCUUUUGCCAUGGACGGUGGCAAUCCUGACUUACAGGAGGGUUUGCAUACGGGGGAGAAGACGCAGGGCAAGUUGCCGGGUAAAAUAGUCGUGGAUCCGCCGGAUUUGCAAACCUGGAGGGAGAAGCUCUUCAAUGUCGAUGAUAUGAUCGUCUUGACUGAUGAACAAUUUGAAACCUACUUCCCCCACGUAGACAACGUCUACUCCCACCGCUCUACCCAGCGGUACAAACGCAAGCCCUUCGUCUCCCACUACUGGGACUGCCGCAUGAAAGGCCGCCCACCGGGGACCCCAAAAUCAGACGACCCUUCCAAAAAGAAGAGGAAGCGCAACGCCCGGGAACGUGACCUGUGUGACGUCAAGAUCCGCGUCACGGAAUACUUUCCCAAUGCCAGCGCCUACGUCGACCGCGAGGCGGCUGAAGCAGCUGCCGCGGCCGGCGCAACACUCCCCGUCGGCCAGAGAUUUUGGACAAUCCAACGUGUGAACGGCAAUGGCGGGAAUGGGAAAGGGGACGGCGUUGCUGGCCCGCAUAGACAUACACUGGAGAAGAGUGAUGAGAUUAAGAAGAAUAGUGUGCAGCGGUAUGUUGCGCAGCAGGAGAGGCAGGUCAAAAAGACGCAGAAAGUGCCACAGCGACGAGCAACUGGUGCGGCUGCUACGUUGGUCAAGAAACAUGUGAAAGAGCACAGUUUCAAGCUCUAUUCCGCCUGCUAUUGCCCAUUCUCUCAACGGGUCUGGAUCGCCCUCGAAGCCAAAGGCCUACCCUAUCAAUAUUGCGAAAUCGAUCCGUCAAAAUCCUCUCUUCCGACGGCAUUCACCCAAGCUAGUCCCCGUGGAAAUGUCCCCGCCAUCCGUCAAGACGACUGGUCUUGUCCAGAGAGCGCAGUCAUUCUCGAAUACCUCGAAGACAUGGAUGCGGACACACCUCUCCUACCCUCAGAUCCAAAAUACAGGGCCAAAUGCCGCCUAUGGAUAGACCAUAUCAACUCCCGCAUUGUCCCAUCAUUCUACAGCCUCCUAUCCGCCCAGCAGCAACCAUCCCAAAGCGAAUCUACUAGCCUUCUCCAAACACACAUCACUAGUCUCGUUCUGGCUGCAGAUGAGCAAGGGCCGUUCUUUACGGGUUCAACACUGAGUCUGGUAGACAUUCACUUUGCUCCAUUUGCGAUACGGUUGUCAAGGAUAUUGCGGCCUUUGAGGGGAUGGACGGAUCCCGUGCCAGGGACGAGAUGGAAUAGGUGGCUGGAUGCGUUGGAGAAAAAUGUCCAUGUGAAGAGCACGACGAGUCUUGAUGAGCUGUAUGUUGAUACGGUGGAGUUGCUUGCUCAGAGGAGAAACUUGUAA
Molecule: messenger RNA, 1638 nt
Organism: Pochonia chlamydosporia 170
Lineage: Eukaryota; Fungi; Ascomycota; Sordariomycetes; Hypocreales; Clavicipitaceae
Product: glutathione transferase
Exons: 6
Coding region: 1-1638 (545 amino acids)
Cellular component (GO): cytoplasm
Source: RefSeq, a predicted model, not a curated record